Diversispora eburnea is the source of this 1757-nucleotide messenger RNA. The record is from the annotation of a GenBank genome assembly. NCBI's taxonomy places the organism in Eukaryota, Fungi, Glomeromycota, Glomeromycetes, Diversisporales, Diversisporaceae.
CCAUUUCAAGUUUAAACAUGUCUUCAUUAUUUGAAAGCGAGGUUCCUUUCGAAUUACUUUUAGACGUUAAAGAAUCACCAAAAGCAGUAAAGGCUAGAUAUUUAGAUUAUCGUGAGAGCGUUCAAUCAUUAGAAAAUAUUACGAAUAAUUUCAGUUUCAAAAUUAAUGAAUCCGUUGUUGAUGAUUUAUGUUUAUUUGUGGAAAACGAAAAUAGAAAUAAUAGGAAUUGUGGGAAUCAUCAGAUUACUUCAUGCUUUGAUACUAGCGAAAAUGAAAAGUUUUUUCAAGGGGUCGCAAAUAAACUUGAACAAGUUCAACAAAAUCGUGUCGUUUUACUUGAUUCCAAUAUUUGUUCUGACUUGGAUAAAAUGAUGAAAAAUACUGUUGGACAAUUUUUGGGUAAACCGUUGUCAGGUCAACAAGAUAAUAUGGAAAUAGAUGAGGAUGAUAAUAAUUUACUUACAAUUUCAAUAGAUGAUGUUGUUGAUCUUGAUUCGGUUAUACAAUGGUGUGAAUCAUAUAUUCUAACGAAUUCUGGAGGUAUUUCUACUGGUAUCCAAGGAAUUGAUGCGAUUCAUAAUAAUUAUUCUUAUUCAAUAGAGAGAUUAUUGAGACCUACAACAUUUUAUUUAAAGUCGCAAAAAAAAAAUAUUCAAAGCGUUAAAUUUGGAGAAAAGGCGUUUGAAUUUCUUCAAGAUUCAUUCAUUGGAACAAAAUUUUCAUUGAUAUCAUUCGUUUCAAGAUACAAGUAUGCGAUAUAUCAACAUUUUAGUAAGAAUCCUUUGAGCAUUUUGUCUAUAAUCGAACCAGAGAAAGUAAAUUCGAGAUUUUCUUUUAUAAACAAAAAUCAUAUGGAAAUGAUUCGUAUGCAAUCAUCAUUCAGAAAAUAUGUUGAAUCAAUAAUCGAUCGACCAGAAGAAGCACUUCAAUUAUUGAAUAAUGAUAAUUAUCUUAAAAAUAUGUUGCCAAAAUUUUUACAGAAUAUGAAAUUAUAUCACCAAAAAUUUGGGGCAGCAUUUGAAUUAGUGAAUUAUUUACAAAAAUUUUUAAGUCUUGAUUCAGGACUUUUGAAAGCGAGACAUGAAUUAUAUUCUCUCGCCUUAAAAGAACCUGGUUUAGGAGAAAAUUUUUAUAUACAAAAAUUUGUGGGUGUUUUGAUGAACUUGGAAAUAAAAGAACUUGGUGAAUUGUUUCAAACGAUGAUCGAAUAUUUUAAAGGAGUUUCUAAGCACUUGGGAAUUAUGUCUCAAGAAUGUAAAGAAAUUGAGGAAUUUCUUGAUCAAUUACGGAAGGAAUCAAAUAGUAUUCAAAAUUCCAAAAAUUCCCAAAAAUUGAAAUUAGAUUUAAGAAAUUAUUUGUUAAAUUUUUUCGAAGAAAAUCUUCGACACUAUUCUACCAAUGCCCUUUAUGAAAUAUUUUACUAUCAGGAAAAUCCCGAAUCGGUAUUUACACCAAGUCUUCGUGCAGCGGUACACACAGCUCUUGGGCUUCCUACUGAAUAUAUUCAUUGUAGUUGUUAUACUUGUAUAUUAUAUAAAUUACAUUUACAAUGUGGUAAAUUAAUUAAUAUUAAUGAUUGGUUUGGAUCUUUUGAAACUGUGGUUUCUAAAGAAAAUAUGGAAAAUGGGAAAAUUGACGAAAUGGAACUUCGAGCAAGAUUUAUUAAGAGUUAUGAAGAACUUAAGAUGCUUGGAAUAAUUAGUUCCCCAAUCAAGAAAAAAGAUCAUGUCAAAAGAACAACUUGGAGAUUUUCUUAA